Messenger RNA from Brassica rapa (field mustard), 3926 nucleotides. It is a transcript of the gene TT10-2, whose product is annotated as laccase-15. Gene Ontology annotation, molecular function: hydroquinone:oxygen oxidoreductase activity; copper ion binding. Gene Ontology annotation, cellular component: apoplast. NCBI's taxonomy places the organism in Eukaryota, Viridiplantae, Streptophyta, Magnoliopsida, Brassicales, Brassicaceae. The record is from RefSeq and is a predicted model, not a curated record. Gene Ontology annotation, biological process: lignin catabolic process.
AUCUAUGGAGAUAAGUUCAUGUAAUGGCUCAAGUUGUGUCCACUUGUAAGGAAGGUGAAAAAUAGCCUUCGUCCCAAGAAAACAACCUGGGAUUUAUUAAUGGCUCCGUGAAAGCACUGGAAGAAGAAGGAUCAAAAGAGGACGAGGAUUGGCCAACGGUUUUGCGGUGGUAACGUCAUAGCCUCUUAGGGGAGUUCACGUUGAUAUAAAAUGAGAGAAUAGAUGGAAGUUUUUUCAUCUGAUAGAGUCCAAAGCUAAUUUGCAUAUUUUUUUGUUUUCCUUUUUGACAUCAAAACAUCCACCAUAUUCCUCGAUGGACAUCCAAGUUGGCACAUAAGUGACAAUAAUAAUUUUAGUUCUAGACAAUCCAACUAACCAUGUAUUUCGAAAUUUUCAGAGUUACACCGGCGCCAUUAAACUUCAAAAAUGCUAUAAAACUUAGAGCGGAAAUCUUAUUGUGAGAUACACCCGAUUUACAAAUUUUCUUAUUAAUUGUAAGAAUGAAUAAUUUACAAUUUUAAGGUUUAUAUUAUCUUUCUCAAACAUUUUAAUUUUAAAAAAAAUUACAAAAAGUUUUUCAAAACCCAAAAAAAUUACCGUAUGAAAUUUACUGGUUGUAACUAGGCCUAGUUGUAACGAUAUUUAAAUCACUACUAGAAUCAAUAAAUUACAUAUACAAUAACUUGGACAUGUAUUCGCAAAGAUAACUUUGAAAAUAUUCUUUCGGUAUAAGGUGUUAACAAUGUCAAUACAUAGACAUCUCUUUCGCUUUAGUGGAAUGGUAGCUCACGGAUAAUAAUUAAUCCUGGCAGUUGAAUACAAUGCCACAAUGUUAAUUAAGUACACGCUUAGGCAAUUUAAAGAGUAACGUCAAACCAAUGCAUGCACGUAAGAAUCUAAAUCAAUACAAAAGGUAAAGAAUGUUGGACUAUUUUGGUUGUGGACUUUAAAAAAAAAAAAAAAGAGGAAAGCUUCACCAAACCAAACUCAUCAGUGAUGUUGUUUUAGUAAAUUCUUAAGAGUUGUUGGACUUGUUUUCAUCUCGAUAACUCCAAUUCGUACUCAUUUGAAUUUUCCGUCACACAUCCAUAUCGUUUGACAUAUAUUAUAAUAUGUUCCAACGUAUGGAAAUAGGUCUAAUAUUGGACACCGCACCAAAAAGGUGCAUGUUUCUUACUAUAUAUGUAACAACUAUAGUCUUCUCUUUUACCAAAAAAAAAACUAUAGUCUUCUCGUUAAGUUUUGAAAGCUUCGUUUGACCGAGAGAUGUACAUAUUUGUUGGAACAAUGUGAACCCAUAUAAAUCAAAACUGGACCAAAGAGAUGUAGUUUACAUCCAUUAAUUUCUGUCGACCAGAAACAUAUUUAAUGCAUGGUAAAAUGAUUUUUACAGUAACAGCACGACCGCUCCACCGGUAGUGGACCUUCCGUUCACGCCUGUUCACUCGACAUGUAUGUUUUAUCUCGUGCGUUAAUUUUUGUUUAGACUAAAAUUUUGUUUAUAUAUCUUACAGUCACCAUAUUAAUUUUUCGUGUUUUGUGUUCGCUUCCACAGUAUCACAAACUAUUUCUUAUAAAUCAUUCAUUCCUUCAUUAUUCCAGUUUAAAUAUGUUUAGUUAUGAAAUUAUUUUUAAAUAAAUGAUCGAAAAGAUAAAUGCACUUUAUUAACAUAGAUUGUCAAACCAAGCAUUUAAAAAUCUUGCAACAUACACUAUCAUAUACCAUAAAUCACCAUAAAUCUGCGAUGUUACACGAUAAUUCACAAAAUAUCCGAUAACAUUGAACUUAUGAUCAAAUUAAUUUAUUGUUAAAUAUUCUCAUAUGAAUCAAAAAAACUUUUAUUAUUCAAGAGUUCUACAAUAUAUGAAUAUAGUCAUAUGGUGUAGAUGUCUUGUUUCUGAAGCUAACAUAAUAAGACAGGAUUGUGUAUGAACAUCAAUCAUAUAACAUCUUGCACAUCCAUAGUUCUUAUAGCCAAAGUUAACUAAUUUGAGAAAGACGUGGAGCUAGAGGGGUCUUUAAAUACACAUAUACUCCUCUAUCUUCUUUGAUUAACCAUCUGCCAGAAUAAUUAUUUUACAAAAAUUAUUUCAAAAUGCCACAUUCUUUCUCUCAUUUCUUCUUAAUCUCUCUUUUCCUUUACACCAAAUGUAUUGCGCAUCGCUACACUUUCACGGUUAAGGAAGUUCCAUAUAACAAAUUGUGUAGUACGAAGAAGAUUCUGACCGUUAACUCUCAGUUUCCUGGACCAGUUUUAAAGGUUUACAAAGGAGACACCAUUUACGUCAACGUUCGUAACCGAGCUAGUGAAAACAUCACAAUGCAUUGGCAUGGUGUAGAGCAGCCGGGAAACCCGUGGUCAGAUGGACCCGAAUACAUCACACAAUGUCCGAUUCGACCCGGAAGUGAUUUUAUGUAUGAAGUCAUCUUUUCCAUCGAAGACGCAACUGUUUGGUGGCAUGCGCAUAGCUCUUGGACACGAGCCACUGUACAUGGUCUUAUAUUCAUAUACCCUCGGCCCGGGACAUUCCUCCCUUUCCCAAAGCCGGACCACGAAAUUCCCUUAGUUCUUGGAGAGUGGUGGAAGGAAGAUGUGAGAGAGGUAGUAGAGCAGUUCAUAAGGACCGGAGCUGAUCCUAAUGUGUCCGAUGCUUUGACUAUCAAUGGACAUCCUGGUUUCUUGUAUCCUUGCUCUAAUUCAGAUACAUUCGAGCUCACGGUAGAGAAGGGCAAAACCUAUCGCAUUCGGAUGGUAAACGCCGCGAUGAACCUAAUCUUCUUCUUCUCAAUCGCAAAACACAGCCUCACCGUGGUUGCCGCCGAUGGACACUACACCAAACCUCUAAACGCUACUUACAUCACCAUAUCUCCAGGUCAAACGCUGGACGUCUUAUUACACGCGGACCAAAACCCAAAACGCACUUAUUACAUGGCAGCCAGAGCUUACCACAGCAGCCCCGUCAUCAGAUUCAACAACUCCACAACUAUCGGGAUCUUACGUUACAUCUCUUCAAGCAACGCCAAAACGUCAUCUUAUCCAAGCCUUCCUAAUUAUAAUGACACGUCAGCAGCGUUCGGAUUCUUUACGAACAUCAAAAGCUUAUACUCCGGACAAGUUCGAGUCAAAAUCUCACGUAGAAUAAUCUCAACGGUUUCACUAAAUCUUCUAGCGUGUCCUAACAACUCGUGCCAAGGUCCAAACGGGUUGAGAUUAGCGGCUAGUAUGAACAACAUAUCAUUCGUCACACCAAACCACGUAGACAUACUAAAAGCUUAUUACCUUCACAUUAAGGGCGUUUACGGAACGCGGUUUCCUGCGUUUCCGCCUCUGGUUUUCAAUUUUACCGCGGAUGAUCAACCGUUGAUUUUGCAGACUUCGAGACUUGCUACGGAAGUAAAGAUGAUUAAGUACGGAGAAGCGGUUGAAACGGUUUUUCAAGGGACGAGUUUAGGUGGUGGUGGAAUCGACCACCCCAUGCAUUUGCAUGGUUUUAGCUUCUAUAUUGUUGGUUUUGGGUUUGGUAACUAUAACGUAACGAAAGAUCCGUCGUCGAACUAUAAUCUCAAAGAUCCUCCGUAUAGAAAUACGGCGACUGUGCCAAGAAACGGUUGGAUCGCUAUCAGAUUCAUAGCUAACAAUCCUGGGGUUUGGUUCAUGCAUUGUCACUUUGAUAGACAUCUCACGUGGGGUAUGAACGUUGUCUUCAUUGUCGAGAACGGCAGAGGAAUAAACCAGCAGAUGCUGCCUCCACCGCCUGACUUGCCGCCUUGUUACUAAUAAUUCAACUGUUACCAAUUUGAGUAUAAUGAAAGUCAUUGUAACUGAUGUAAUAAACUAAAUUUACCAAAGAUAUAAUCCUUAGUAAUCAUAAGGAAGACUCCCAAGUCCCAACAAAAAAAGGUGAUAAUACUAAACCAAACCGUU